Molecule: messenger RNA, 5163 nt
Organism: Symbiodinium sp. CCMP2456
Lineage: Eukaryota; Dinophyceae; Suessiales; Symbiodiniaceae
Source: the annotation of a GenBank genome assembly
AUGGCGCUGGCAGUGAUGGGCGCCAGCAGCAAGGCUCCGGCGAGCUCAGGAGCCUCGAAGGUCACCAAGGCUCCGAAGAUGGACAGCAAGAAGGCCUUCGAGAUUCCAGGCCUCCAGGCCCGGCCUUACCACGACGACGAGCUGCAGGUUGCCUUCGAGAUCAUCGACCUUGACCGACAUGGCGAGAUUGGUUCCGCUGAUAUCCGGAGAGCGCUGCAGCUUUGUGGGGAGAGCGAGCCCACAGAUGCGGAAAUCCAGGAGAUGAUCCGCUUGAUGGAUCCGGAUGGUAGUGGCUCCAUCGAAUUCCCGGAGUUCCGGCGUUACUUUUUUGACCCGCCUCCGCUAUUUCGAAACUUCGACCUCCACCGGCGCGGUGGGGGCGAACGGGACCUUGAGGAGGAAGUGGGAGAAGGUGAGCCGCUGCCUGCGCUGGAGGACAUCUCCGGAGGGGACGAGACACCAGAGGGCGUGCAGCGAUCGGACAGGAAGAAGAAGUUCACCAUCAAGGCCGCCGAGGAGACUGGCGACCCGCGCUUCAAGCACAUCAAAAGCCUCAUCAAGGGUGGAAUCACACCGGACAUCAUCCGCCACAUCUACCAGAGCUUUGUGGAGCUUGACGACAGCGACUCUGGCUACAUGUCAUUCCAGGCUUUCUGCAAAGUCUUUGGGAAGGAGCCCGCUGCGGACAUGCGGGAGAUCUUCGAUGCCUUCGAUGCCGAGCACGAGGGAGAGCUCGACCUCCGACAGUUUGUGAUCGGACUCUCCACGUUCGCCAAAUCGGGGCUGGAAGAGAAGGUCAGAUUCGCCUUCAUGAUGUACGACGAAGAGCAAGAAGGGUCUGUUUCGCGCGAGGAGCUCACAGACCUCCUCCGCGCCCUGUCGCCCUACAUGCGCAGUGCUCACCGCGAUGCACACCUGGAGAGGAUUUACGCCUUCAACAACUUGCACCCCAACUCGAGAGUUGCCUUCGACGAGAUCAUGGACCUCUGCUCAAAGCAGACCACAGACCGGAAGUUCGUUUGGAGCCCUCACGACCCGACGCCGGUCCAAGCAAGGGAUGACUUCCUCCAGACCUUCAGGCUGCUGAACGUCACUGAGGUCAAUGGGCGAUCGAAGCCGAAGUCGCAGCCGCAGGAGGACAUUUUCAGAGAUCUGUUGCAAGUUCUCGCCUCCAGGGACAGCCGAGAGCGCCGGGAGGAGCGCAAGGAUAGAGGGAUCGUGGCCGCCUUGGGCAUGCUAGGCAUGAUCGAGGUGAGGAUGGAUGUCUACCUGCUUGGAUGCACCGUGUCGCAUAGGCUCCUUUUCGAGCUGGUGGACUAUAUUUGGGAAAUCAGCGUGGCCACAGAUGGAGGUUGCUCACAGGACGCGAGGAGCAUGCCAAGGCUCCUGGACGAUGAGAGCCUUCGCAGCAAGCUAUGGCGCUCCUUCUUGGCAGAGGGUCGGGCAAUCCACAGCAAGGAAAUGAAGGAGGCGUGUGCCUUUUACGAUGCCGUGCGCCGAGAUGCCCGCCGAUGCGCUCCAAAGACGGUGGUGGAGGUCUGUGGCGGCCACGGUGGCUUGGGGAUGCUCUUCGUCGCUCACGGAGUCGCAGGGCGUCUCGUGAUCAUCGAUCAGUCCAAGCCACCUUCGCACGAGCUCCUGAGAGCUGCCUGGUCCGAGUACCUGCAAACCGCUUCUGUGUCCUACGAUGAGAGGCCCUUGCGACAGGCAUUGCCUGAAGUCCUCCGUGCCUGCGAUGACAGCGUGCUGGUCGUCGCCUGUCACGCUUGUCAGCACUUGGCGCGGGAGAUUGUGGACUGCUGCCUGGCUCGCAAAGCCUCCUUUGCCGUCUGUCCCUGCUGCCCGAAAGAUCCGGACGGAAGUAUUCAAGCCGCAGCAACAGCCAUGGGCGUGAACUUCAGUGCGGCCAUGAUCCUCGCAGAAAUGGGUCGAGUCGCACCGCGCUGCCGCGUUGCGCUCCGGAUGUUCGACUCUCAGAUCUCACCGCACAACCGCAUCAUCUUUGGCCGCCUCGGCUCUGGCGACGGCGACCACUCCGAUCCACGCGCUUCUGUAGAGGACGGCCAGAACGGCGAGCUCGAGACUCGCGGCGGUUACUCAAACGGUGCCGAGGAAAGGCUGCGACGUGCAUAUGAAAGAGCGCAUGCUCACUCACACGGGACAGCUGCAUCUAGUACAGCGGGCCUCUGGUCGACAGAGGAGGCUUUCGCAUCGCUCCGUCGGGGCGACGACGAGCUGCGCCGGAAGACGGAUGCUGUGCAUGAGCUGCUGGCGCCCCUGCGAGGCGAGGGCAGCUUGGCUGCUGCCUUGGACGCACUCGAGGUGCGAGAGUCGCCUCGUCAGCACUUCCGAGCCAGGACUAUCGUCGCAGUGGGAGCCAGCACCACGUCAGACGGCUCGGACGGCGCGGGUCUUUUCAGGUACGUGCCAGAUGGGAGCCGCGGCCUCACACUCGAGGCCAACAUAAGCAAGGAGACGUUGCUCACCCAGAUCUCUGCCGCACUUCCGGCUGUUGCGGACCUGCUGGGAAGUUCGGAGCGGCUGGGUGAGAUGCUUCGCGGAUUGCGCUGCGUGAAAUUUCACGGCACUCUCGGCGGACGACCGCCUCAGCUGCUGGUUUGUUUGGUCUACGGCCCCGAGGCUGCUCCCGCGGAAGGAUUUCUCCUGGAGGAGCUGCGCCUUCGUUUGGAGGAGGCACUUUGCGCAGCGGGACACGCUACCAAGGUUGUCACGAUGGCAUCCGCCAAGGGCACAAUGCGAUGCUCUCCGGAAGGCUGUGACUUCGUGGAUGAACUUCUGGAGAUUCCAGGCCGAGGGCCCGUGAGCUAUCGCCAGCCUUUCGGGCAGUUCUCGAACCCGAACCCGCACAUAGCGAUCGCUACUGCCGACUGGCUUUCUGAAAUUGUCCAGCAUGAGCUUGGUGGCACGACGGACUUGUUGGAGCUGUACUGCGGUGCCGGGAGUCAUACGCUGGUACUGGCACCCCUUUUCCGGCACGUCUUGGCAGUUGAGAUCAACCGGCACUUAGUUGCUGCUGCAAAGCACAACGUGGCAUCGAAUGGCCUGGACAAUGUAACCGUCAUGCGAGCACCCUCCGAAGACUUUUGCAGGCGGGUGCUCCGUCGCCGUGGCUAUGAGCUGCGUAGUGAACAUGCUCCGCCUCUUCAACUUCACUUCGGAUGCACUGUCGUGGACCCACCCAGAGCCGGUUUGGACUCGGUCACCCUGGAGGCAGUAGCAGGCUAUGACCAUAUCCUUUACGUCUCCUGCAAUCCACAAGCACUGCGAUCCAACCUAGAUGCUUGUCUUGAGAGCGCAUGUCGAGAUGGCCGUGCACCUCAGAAAGCGUUCCUCAUCGAAGUCCUAGCCCUGCUCUUCCUUUGGAUGGCGCCUGCAAACGACGAGAUGGUCCUGUGGCGGAGCACCAUGAAGCUGGCUGAGGUAGACACUUUGAAGAUCACAGAUGACGAUGCAGCCUUUAUCCUUGGUAAGGGUGGCAAGACCAAGGAAAAGAUCGCCCGUGUAUCGGGUGCCGACAUUGAGCUUUUCGAGAGAGAUCUUAUAUUGGAGAUCCGGGGAUCGAAGGUUCAGCGGCGCCGGGCGAAGAAGUACUGUGAGGGAGUCAUGGCGCAGAGAACUGGACCUGUCAACAUCACCGAAGAGUAUAAUGAUGACGACUUGACCAUGCUCUUAGUUCCACAAGAGACCGUUGGUUUCGUUACGGGUCGAGGAGGCAAUUUUCUGCGCACUAUCGAAGAGGAGUGGGGCACCCUCAUGUUCUUCUGCGAAGUGGGCUCGGGCCGGCGGGAUAAGGACUACGAGAAGCUCGCCAUCUUCGGUGACAUUCGCGGCCGCCGGGGCGCGGAGCUGAAGGUCUUAAGUGCCAUUGAGACGAAGAGUCCAGGCUACCUCGGCAAGAUUAAGCAUGAAGUUAUUGACCGUGACAAAGGCAAGGAUCCGGAAGGCACAUGGUCCACAGACACCAUGACCUUCCAGGAUGACGAGCUGUCCUAUGCCCUGGGCAAGCAGGGUGGUACGCGCAAGAAGCUCGAGCGAGCGUCAGGAUGCAUUGUGCAGUACGUUGGGCAUACUUGCCUCUUCUCUGGAACGCGCGCUGAGCGCCGCCGAGCCAAAGACUACAUGAAGUGGCUCUUCGCCCAGCUCGAGGGUCCAGUCUACGUGGACGGUUGGGAGGACCGCGACGACUGCUGUGUCGUACAUGUACCUUCGGACUGCAUCGGUUACAUUACCGGUAGCCGCCGCGCUACAUUGGGCCGAAUGGAGGAAGAGUGGGGGACGCUCAUGUUCUUCAUGACAAAGGACGGAGACAAGGGCGGACGAGCCGGUCAGGCGGAGAAGCUCAUCAUCUGCGGCAACGAGCGUGGCCGACGAGGUGCUGAGCUCAAAUGCAUGAAUGAAAUUGAGAAGAAGGCGCCUGGGCAUUUCUCCAGGGGCCUGAGGGAAAAGUUCUCCGACAGCAGAGGGUUUGACACAGAUCGCAUGGCCAUCAAAGAAGAUGAGCUGAGCUACGUCAUCGGAAAGGAAGCUGCCACGCAGAAGAAAAUCGAAAAGGCUGCUGGCUGUAUCCUACAGUUCGUUGGGCGCUAUGCGUUCAUGGCCGGUAUCGGAAAGGAGCGCCGCCGCUGCAAGGAGUACAUCGGCUGGCUGCUACAGCAAUUGAAAGGUGCCGUGACCAUACCAGAUGUGACAGACAGGGAGGACUGCACAGAGAUGCACAUUCCUGCAAAUUGCAAGGGCUGGGUCACCGGAAACCGGGGUUCCGAGCUUCGCCGCAUGGAGCACGAGACCUCCACUUACAUGUUUAUGGCCUUGGACGGCCGUGGUGAUGAGCGGCUUUGCAUCUUCAGCCACGAAGCAGGAUCCAAAGUGUCCAACACGGGCCGCAUGGCAGCAGAGCGGCUUGUCAACGAGUUGGUACAGGAGAAGCUCCGCGGAGACGAGGACCGGGGUCGCUCGGAUUCUCGAGGUCGGAGCCCACCGCGACGGCGUUCUGACUCGCGUCGACGCUCUCCGUCGCGGUCUCGAAAUCGAUCGCCCCCUCGCCGGUCGCCCUCCUACAGGGGCGGAGGUGGAGGCGGGGGCGGAGGCGGACGCGGUCGCGGUCGUGACUCGCGUGCACGCAAUGACUCCAGACGUCGCUGA